AUGGGUCUGCCCACAAUACCCCCUGUGGCAAAAUGCUCCUCUAAGACACGUUCUCGCCUCAGGGGCUCGGACUCUACUGGAUUCUCGAGACUGCCUGUUCCUUUGGCCAGGGUAGAGAGCCCGAGUUAUGAGCCAGAGGUCACCGCGAGGACAGAAGACUCCGAUGCACACACGGCUGCGGUCUAUAUGAAUCAAAUGGAACAAAUCGAGGAGUUUUUCGGUGCUCGACCGCAAAACAAGAUGACUACUCUGUCAUCUUGGGAAAGUAAACGUGAAUCCGCAACAUGCAUCUCUAAGGCCGCAGAGCGAGAGCCUAGCACGUUGGCAAGGAGGCUUUUCUGGCACGGCCUUUGGCUAUUCCCUCUGUGGUUCUGGGGUGGGGCAUUACUCGUCUUCCCUCAUACCACGCUUGUUGAUGAAGAUGAGGCCUUGUUUCGAGGCCAGGCUUGCUUCCAACCCACUCUUCGAGACAUUGAAGCCAAAUGGGCAAAACGAUGUUUGAAAGCGUUGGUUACGCUUGUUGUCGUUGCUAUCAUGGCAAUUGUGCUGGGUUUGAGCUUGCUUCAUCACCUUGGUUAG
This is a messenger RNA of Heterobasidion irregulare TC 32-1, 579 nucleotides long. RefSeq lists its product as uncharacterized. NCBI's taxonomy places the organism in Eukaryota, Fungi, Basidiomycota, Agaricomycetes, Russulales, Bondarzewiaceae. The transcript has 2 exons. The coding region runs from base 1 to 579 and encodes 192 amino acids. The record is from RefSeq and is a predicted model, not a curated record.